GUGGCUCUGUGCGCCGCGAUGUUCCGCAAGAUUCGGCGAGUGAACGUGCGUAAGCGCAAUGAUUCAGAGGAAGAAGAGCGAGAGACCGGGACUUCAUUCACGGCGCCCGCCGAACAUUCCGAGCCGAUGGUUUCGGCAGCUGAGCGCCCGGUUUCUAUUCCGCUGCUCGGGCCGGAUACUGGGCCUCCCCGGGGCAGGAAGGAGGGGAACUCGCUAGUGAGUAAGGGGGGCAGCCUCCUGAGCUUCCAGGACGAUGUUGACGAUGAAGAAAUCUUUACAGUGAAAAAAUCCAACUACAGCAAAAAAAUUGUGAAGCUGCUAAAGAAGGAGUAUAAAGAUGAUCUGGACAAGACCAAGCCAAAACCAAUAGUCGCCAACAGUUCAGCAGAUGGUGAUGGCUUUAUGAACAGAUCCCUGCUUCCUAAGGAUGGGAUUCAAGAGAACAUCAUUGUUGGCAGCGAUUUAGGGGAGGAGGAGAUGGAAGUUGAAAGUGAAAAAGAAGAGGAGAAACCCAAAGCUGGCUCAUUUACAAAUGCAGUGUCUUCUCUAAAUGUCUUACGCCCAGGAGAGAUACCAGAUGCUGCGUUCAUCCAUGCAGCGCGGAAAAAGAGACAGAUGGCUCGGGAACUUGGAGACGCCCCGUCUGUAGAUGGAGAGGGGGGUGGUAAAAGCCGAUUGGUGCGUGAAGAUGAAAAUGACGCAAGUGAUGAUGAAGACGACGAUAAGAGGCGAAUAGUCUUUUCUGUUCGAGAGAAAUGUUUACACUAGGCCUGAUAAAGGGCCCAGGGUGCUCCGAAAAGUUGCCCCCUCCUUUUUUUUCUUCUUUUUUUUAUUUUUUUUUUAAAUCGAAAACACUUUUUCACGAAUUGCAGUUUUACUAUUUCCAAUUGCAUUGCCGUAUGUCAUAAUUCAGUCUAUAAAGGUUUCUCUCAAAUCAUGUUUGUAUUUAAUAAGGAAGUGACUAGCACUAGAAACGCAUUAAGCCGUUCUCUUUCCUGACAGAUUUAUUUGUUUGCAUCCCAGCAAUGGUUUUAUCCAGAAAUCUUCAAUAAAACUUGAUUUUUAUUUAUA
Messenger RNA from Xenopus laevis (African clawed frog), 1071 nucleotides. It is a transcript of the gene paxbp1.L, whose product is annotated as PAX3 and PAX7 binding protein 1 L homeolog. NCBI's taxonomy places the organism in Eukaryota, Metazoa, Chordata, Amphibia, Anura, Pipidae. Gene Ontology annotation, biological process: mRNA splicing, via spliceosome; positive regulation of transcription by RNA polymerase II. The transcript has 5 exons. The record is from RefSeq and is marked provisional. The coding region runs from base 19 to 768 and encodes 249 amino acids. Gene Ontology annotation, cellular component: nucleus. Gene Ontology annotation, molecular function: DNA binding.